Molecule: messenger RNA, 2242 nt
Organism: Coffea eugenioides
Lineage: Eukaryota; Viridiplantae; Streptophyta; Magnoliopsida; Gentianales; Rubiaceae
Product: inactive poly [ADP-ribose] polymerase RCD1-like
Exons: 7
Coding region: 266-2017 (583 amino acids)
Molecular function (GO): NAD+ poly-ADP-ribosyltransferase activity
Source: RefSeq, a predicted model, not a curated record
AAACUUACAAGUCUGCUUCCCUGCCGUGCUGCUGAUUUAGGGUUUUGUGUCCCCCAAGACGACGACGUAGAAGAAUAGAGCAGAGAUUCUCCUAUCCGUCGACUUGUCUUUUCGCUCUCGGUCUUUGUAUUUCAUCAAGGUUUCCGUUGACUUUUAAAAAUGGAACAUUCCCUUUAAGAAAUAAUCAAGACAGAGUCGUAUGUAAUAGUACUCUUUCAACUUUUGGCUUCGAAUCAGCGGAUAGGGAUUGAUCCUGUGGGUAGAAAUGGAAACCAAAUUCGCCAAGGUAUUGGGUAGCAGAUGGCGUGUUGUUCCUGACCUGAAGAGGAAGCGGGCAGCCCAGGUCGAAACAUCAUUGGUUGGAAAAAAUGGCAUGUCUCCAUCACGAUCCAACCUGGGUUCUCCCCUUCAACUCUGCAAGCGGAGGAAACUUGAUGGCAGAAAGUUGCCAGUAUACCAUGUGAAUUUCAUGAAAACUGGGCUGCCACAGCGCUUGAUGUAUUACCAAAAGGGUGAAUGGGUUGAUUUCCCCAAAGACAUUCUUAUGUUGGUUAAGAAAGAUCUUCAACAAAAGAAGGCAAUGACUGAGUUGCAGUUUAAUAAGAAACGCAUUGCACUAGACUUCUUGCAUAUGUUCCAACUGGAUUUAAAGACUGGUCUGCUGCAGCCCAUUGCAUGGAUUGAUGAAGCUGGGAAGUGCUUUUUCCCUGAGACUUUUGUUGAUGGUGGCGAAUUCCAUGCCUGCUCCUAUAAUAAGAGAAGUCAGGACCAUCUAGUCUCAGAACCUCAGGUGUCUGGUGACAUCAAGUUGCAACUUGAGAUUGCGAUAAAUGGUUCAGAUAUUUCAAAUUUGAGGGAGUCCAGUGGAGAAUCAAAUGCUCUUCUUAAAGAAAUUCAUGUUCAUCACAAACUUGGAGGAGAAGGUUAUGAUGGAGAAGCUGAAGACAGUAGCGUCAGAGAAGCAAAUGAGAAAGUUGAUGUGACCCUUGUUGACAACCAACAGAUGGAGAAAGUAGAUUCUGAUACUGUGAGAGAUUUUUUCUUCAAUGGCAUAUGUUUUCAGGAUAAUGCAAAUAUAAUUGAGAUCCAUUGUGGCUCAGGCGUCUUUAUGGAAUCUCGAUUUGAGCUUUUCAAGAAACAGGUUGCCAUCACUAAAAGCUGUCGUGGGGAUGCAAAUGUGAGAUAUGCUUGGCUCCCAUCUUCUAAAGAAACAGCUGCUAGUAUUAUGAAGUAUGGCCUUGGCUUUUCGCUGCCAACAAAACUUAGGCCUGUGUAUGGCAUUGGAGUUCACCUUAUCCCUGCAAACUGCACUGAGCUCAGUGCAAAUUAUUCUGAUGUUGACGAAAAUGGUGUACGACAUAUGGUAUUUUGUCGUGUAAUAAUGGGAAACACAGAGCUUGUUCAUCCUGGAUCAGAACAGUUCCAUCCCAGUAGCGAGGACUUUGAUAGUGGAAUGGAUGAUUUUCAAAACCCAAGCCAUUAUGUAAUAUGGAACAUGAAUGCAAAUUCUCAUAUCUACCCAGAAUAUGCUAUCAGUUUCAAGAUUUCUUCUGAUGCUGAAGGAGUUUUGGCUAAAACUGAGGGAAAGAUUGAUUUAAAAGGGACUAGCAUUUGUCAUCAAGUACCUGAAGGGCAGGUAAACAUGGACUCGUCUACAACUGAUCUGGCAAGUGAAUGCAAUCAGGUUUUGAAUGGAAGGCCUCCAGAAAAAGCUGGCAACCAGGUUUCAAAUUCUCUGAGGACUCCCAAGUCCCCUUGGAUGCCUUUCCCUAUGCUGUUUGAAGCCAUUGCCAGUGAAGUUCCUGAAAAAGAUAUGAAUGUUGUUCGAAGUAAUUAUGAGGAAUUCAGGAAUAAGAAGAUGACUCGCGAUGAUUUCGUUAAAAACUUGAGGAUGAUAGUUGGGGAUUCUUUGCUGAGGUCCACAAUUACAGGUCUCCAGUCCAAGAUUCAGUUGAAAUCUAAAGUUGAAUUGGUGACUCCGAAACCUGAAUCGGAAGCUUGGGUUCGCUCUACAUGAUUAUGGUGUUUUGAUGAUUUGUGGAGAAUUAGUGUUAAAACUUGUUGAAAGGCCUGGUUUUCAGCUUUUAAGUUGUGACUUUGUAGUUUAAUCUCUUUUGAAUGGAACAUCUCAUCCGUGGAGUCCUUUGAAACAGAUUCAUCACUGCGGCUUAGUUUCUUAUUUUACCCUCCAAUGAGAAAUCUGACUCUUUAAUAAAUGUUGAAUUUCGUUUGUUCUGCUCAA